Messenger RNA from Psilocybe cubensis, 321 nucleotides. RefSeq lists its product as uncharacterized. The transcript is spliced from 2 exons. NCBI's taxonomy places the organism in Eukaryota, Fungi, Basidiomycota, Agaricomycetes, Agaricales, Agrocybaceae. Bases 1 to 321 code for a protein of 106 amino acids. The record is from RefSeq and is a predicted model, not a curated record.
AUGUCCACCAAUGCUUUUAAACCCAUUCCUCCUUUCUAUGCACCAGACAGCCCUUGUGCCAAUGAAACUAGCCUUAUUGCUCGGACAGCGCUUCCCGUCCAACCCUCCACCUAUUUGAUAUCACAGCAAGAAAUUGGUUUCACUACUCCACCAACUUCAAUGACGAACCUUUCUUCCGCACAACAGUCUUUCAAACAGCCUUUCAGCACUGGGCUCAUUCCAAAACCUGAUGGCGAAGUCGGUCGUCCUCGUCGUGGUGGAUAUAAUCUUGAAAAACAAUUAGGUUGGAAUAAGCGAGACUACAUGGAGCUCAAGGUAUAA